AUGGACGGCGAGGCAGCGGCGGCGCCCCCGGCGCUCCCCGGCGACGGCGCCGCCUGGUGGAGCCUCUUCGGCGCCCUGCACGUCAACGUGGCGGUGGCGCCCGUCUUCGCCUUUGGCGUCAUGGCCCCGUCCUUCGGCCGCCUCGCCGGGUCGUCGCCCGGCGGCACGGCGGCCAUCGGCGUCGCGGCGAACGCGGGCCUCUGGCUCAACGUCGUGCCCGGCUACGCCUACGACGCCCGCGGCCCGCGCUUCGCGACGGCCGUCGGCCUCGGCCUCGCGCUCGCCGGCUACGGCGCGACGGCCCUCGCGCUCGCGGCGCGCCGGGCGGCACGCGACGCGACGCUCCUUUCGCGCGCGACGCGCGCGGGCGCGGCCGCGGCCGCCGCGGGCUGGUUCGCCGUGGGCCACGGCUCGGCCUGGAUCUACACGGCGACGCUGCUCCACAACGUCACGAACUUCGAGGUCGACGCGCGGGGCUCCGGGCGGGAAACCACAAUAGGCAACGCGACUAUGAUGCGGGGCUACGUCGUCGGCUGCCUCCAGGCCUGCUUCGGCCUCUCGGGCGUCGCGUUCGCGCAGCUCUACGACGCGUGCCUCUUCGGGACCGUCGACGCCGCGGGCGCCUGCGCCGGCGGCUGGUUCGGCGGCGAGAAGCUCCUGCCCUUCCUCGGCCUCGCGGCCGCGGCGCUCGCCGCGGCCUGUGCCGCGGCGACGGCGCUGAACCUCGCGCUCGCCGCGCCGGCGCACGCGGCCGCGGCGGCCGGCGGCCGGGCGCUCGCGCGGGCGACCUGCGCCGCGCGGCGCCGCCUCGAGCGCGCGCUCGCCGUCUGCGUCGCCGCGGUCGCCUUCGCCGUCGCCGCGGGCCUCGCGGGCGGCGCGGCGCGGACCUGGGCGCCGCUCGCGCUCGCCGCGAUCGUCGCGGGCCUCGGCCCCGCGCUCUUCCCGCGCCGCGGCGGCGCCGCCGCGCCGCGGCUCCGGCGCCGCGCGACCUACCGCUUCCCCGACGACGGCGAGCCCGACGACGGCCGCGGCGCGCCGCUCCUCGCCGGCGGGCCGCCGCCCGCGCCGCCGAAGCGGCCGGACGCGACGGCGCGCGACGCGCUCGCCGACGCGCGCUUCUGGGCCCUCUUCGUCGCCUUCGGCGCCGCCGUCGGCGGCGCCAUCGCGACGAGCAACAACCUGGCCGUCAUCGCGGCCGCGCGCGAGCCCUGCGCCGCGGACCGCGCGGCCGCGCGCGCCGUCACGCGCGUCCCGGCGCCGACGACGGCCGCGACGGCGCUCCUCCUCGCGGGCGCCGCGGUCCCCGGCCGUGUGGAAACCACCCACUGGUUUGGGACGUGA
Messenger RNA from Aureococcus anophagefferens, 1341 nucleotides. RefSeq lists its product as hypothetical. Gene Ontology annotation, cellular component: membrane. Bases 1 to 1341 code for a protein of 446 amino acids. The record is from RefSeq and is a predicted model, not a curated record. The transcript is spliced from 5 exons. NCBI's taxonomy places the organism in Eukaryota, Pelagophyceae, Pelagomonadales, Pelagomonadaceae.